Molecule: messenger RNA, 623 nt
Organism: Onychostoma macrolepis
Lineage: Eukaryota; Metazoa; Chordata; Actinopteri; Cypriniformes; Cyprinidae
Gene: cryba2a
Product: crystallin, beta A2a
Exons: 4
Coding region: 22-615 (197 amino acids)
Biological process (GO): visual perception; lens development in camera-type eye
Molecular function (GO): structural constituent of eye lens
Source: RefSeq, a predicted model, not a curated record
GAGAGCAGACAGGCGGCCAUCAUGAAUCAGCGAGAGCAGAUGGAGCAGCGGGGGCAGUGGAGGAUCACUGUGUGGGAAGAGGAAAACUUCCAGGGCAAGCGCUGUGAGUUCAUGCUGGAGUGCCCAAACAUUCUGGACAGGGAUUUCCAAAAGAUUCGCUCUAUCAAGGUGGACAACGGCCCCUGGGUGGGUUAUGAGUACCCAGAGUAUCAGGGUCAGCAGUUCAUCCUGGAGAAGGGAGAUUAUCCCCGCUAUCAGGCCUGGAGCGGAAACAGCAGCUACCGCACUGAGCACCUGCUUUCCUUCAGACCCAUCAAAUGUGCUAACCACAGUGACAGUAAAAUUACCCUGUAUGAGUGUGAGGACAUGAUGGGACGCAAGUUUGAGAUGUGCGAUGACUACCCCUCUCUUCAAGGCAUGGGCUGGUGCAGUAAGGAGGUUCCUUCUAUGAAAGUCAACUCUGGAGCCUGGGUGGGCUACCAGUUUCCAGGUUACCGUGGAUACCAGUAUAUCUUUGAGAGAGACAGACGUCAGGGAGAAUUCAGGAACUAUAAUGAGUACGGCACCCAGGCCCACAGCAAUCAGAUCCAAUCAAUCCGCAGAAUUCAGCACUAAGUCCGCCC